GAAACUUUUUAAUGUGUGUAUAAAUUCACAAUGGCAUCCGAGGACAUCAAUUCUCAUACAACCGCUUCUUUGGAAGAGACUGGACAACCUGCCAGCAGUACUCUGCAACAAGAAAGUAAUACUAAGGAUGCAAAUUCAGCUAAGCCGCAGGCUCAAGUAAAUCGUACGAGUAAUCUGCAAAGGAUACAUCAACGCAAGCAGCAAACGUACAAUUGGCCACAAGAAAAGAAAUUGUUGAAGCUUGCAAAUUACAGUGCUUGUCAAACAGAGGAAUGCAAAUGUACAGGCUGGAAAAAUGCACAGCCACUUAUAAAAUCACCAAAGGGCGAGAUACAGCAGCCUGUUAUAAAUUUUUUUGACACAUGCAAGAUAUGUACUCAUCCCUUGGAAAAUCAUAUCAAACAUUUACCGGUUCAGUCUGAUGAGGAAAUCAAUCGAUUAUUGGGAAUGGCUAUUGAUGCUGACAAUAUUUUUGCAUGUACACACAGAGAAGUAGAUUCUGAUACUAAGAAAGUAUAUAUUUAUUUGUACAAAUUAUUGAGAAACUGUAUCUUGUCUAUGACAAAGCCAACUGUAGAAGGCCCAUUAGGGCAACCACCCUUUGAAAGACCUAACAUAGCGAAAGCAGUAAUGAAUUUUGUUUUGUAUAAAUUUAGUCAUUUGCCAUCGAGAGAAUGGCAGAUUAUGUACGACAUGGCAAAGAUGCUUUUACACUGCCUGAAUUUUUGGAAUUUUGAAGCACCCAGUGCCAGACGGUUAACAAUCAAUAUAGAUGAAGCUCCUGCUUAUAAAAUUAAUUAUACCCGCUGGCUCGUUUUUUGUCAUGUGCCUGCAUUUUGUGACUCCUUGCCACAUUACGACACUCCUUUGGUUUUUGGAAAAACCCUGUUACAAGCCGUGUUUAGAUCAGUUUGCAGACAGUUAAUGGAUAAGUGUAAUAAUGAAAGAGAUAAAAUUGCACCCGAGAAAAGAGUUUUAGUUUUAACACAUUUUCCUAAGUUUUUAUCAUCGUUAGAAGUGGAAAUUUAUUCCGACAAUUCUCCAAUUUGGGAUCCUGAAUUUAAACAAAUUCCACCUUCUCACUUUCAAACUGCCUUGGAAUCAAAAGCUCAUCAAGCAAGAAAAACGGGAGAAUUUGAAAAAGUUACUGUCACUCCAAAUGAAAAAGACAAUUUUACAACAAUAAAUAUUAGUCCUGGAAUUAAAAAGAUCCAGGAGAAACGUCCUAAUGCCGAGGGACGUCUUGAGGCAAAAAGGCGAAAAAAUGAAGAAACUUUCGAGGAUCUACCAGAUGAGACCAUUGCCGAAAUUGUUGCAUCUAUUAAUGACACUAAUUAUAUGUCUGGUUCUGACGCAGUAUUUCCACCAAACGUGCCACGAGACGAAACUGCUAAAAUAGAAGAAAGUAAAAAGAUAAUAGAAUUUCAUGUAGUCGGAAAUAGCCUGACACGGCCAGUGUCUAAGCAAACUAUGCUUUGGCUAAUAGGGCUGCAAGAUAUAUUCAGUCAUCAAUUACCAAAAACACCCAAAGAAUACAUUACUCAACUUGUUUUUGAUCCAAAGCAUAAAACAUUAGCUUUGAUAAAGGAUGGUAGUCCGAUUGGUGGGAUUUGCUUUUGUAUGUUUCCAAGUCAAGGGUUCACCGAAAUAGUGUUUUGCGCUGUUACGAGCCAUGAGCAAGUAAAAGGCUAUGGAACGCACUUAAUGAACAUGUUGAAAGAUUAUCAUAUUAAAAACAACAUACUGCAUUUUCUUACAUUCGCUGAUGAUUUUGCUAUUGGAUAUUUUAAGAAACAGGGAUUUAGCAAAGAUAUAAAACUGCCGAAGUCGGUGCACCAGGGGUACAUUAAAUAUUACGUGGGAGCGACAUUAAUGCAUUGUGAGCUAAAUCCAAAAAUUGUAUAUACUGAAUUUACGGCAGUUAUUAGGAAACAGAAGGAAAUAGUGAAAAAGCUGAUUCACCAGAGACAACAAGAAAUACAGAAAGUGCAUCCUGGCUUAACGUGUUUUAAGGAAGGUUUAAGGGGAAUCCCCAUCGAGUGUAUUCCAGGGAUUCAUGAAACUGGAUGGAAAAGUUGUUCUCAAACUAGAACAAGAGGUGUGGCGAAAGGAAUGCAAGGUCCAGAAUCAAUGGACACAAAUUUAGAGGUUCCAGAUUCUUUAUGUAAUACAUUAAAUGGUGUUCUGAAUAGUGUGAAAAAACACAGCACAGCGUGGCCUUUUUUGAAACCUGUAGAUAAAAAUGAUGUACCAGAUUAUUACGACCAUAUAAAAUAUCCUAUGGAUCUCAAGACGAUGCAUGAUCGCUUGAAUUCGGGAUACUAUGUAAUAAAGAGAUUGUUUAUAGCAGACAUGUUACGGAUUUUCAGUAACUGUAGAUUGUAUAAUAGUCCUAAUACUGAAUAUUACCGUUGUGCCAAUGCUUUGGAAAAAUACUUUCAAACACGUAUGAAAGAAGUCGGACUCUGGGAUAAGUAA
Cyphomyrmex costatus is the source of this 2478-nucleotide messenger RNA. Its product is annotated as histone acetyltransferase KAT2A. The record is from RefSeq and is a predicted model, not a curated record. Gene Ontology annotation, biological process: positive regulation of transcription by RNA polymerase II; chromatin remodeling. The coding region runs from base 31 to 2478 and encodes 815 amino acids. Gene Ontology annotation, molecular function: protein binding; histone H3 acetyltransferase activity. The transcript is spliced from 5 exons. Lineage: Eukaryota; Metazoa; Arthropoda; Insecta; Hymenoptera; Formicidae. Gene Ontology annotation, cellular component: nucleus; ATAC complex.